Molecule: messenger RNA, 852 nt
Organism: Clonostachys byssicola
Lineage: Eukaryota; Fungi; Ascomycota; Sordariomycetes; Hypocreales; Bionectriaceae
Source: the annotation of a GenBank genome assembly
AUGGAAACCCAUCGUCGCGCGGUGCUUGGCACGCCCGAACUACUUGAAUACAUCCUUCUCCAGAUGGACAUGAGGACUAUCCUGGCGGCUCAGCGUGUCUGCCGCGCGUGGAAUGACAUGAUCACCACCGUACCCUCGCUCAGACAAAAGCUAUUCUUCCAGCCAGCACCACACUCCAGCAUCACAGAAAAGAACCCCCUUCUUGCCGAGUUAUUCCCUCAAUGGUUCGCGCACGGCGAGUGGGCAAAUAGGCGGGACAUGUUCGCGGCCAAGGAUCUAAGCACCCUGGCCUUCGUGCGCAAGGAGUUGAAUCGCGCCUUCCAGUAUGAAAAGGCGAGCUGGAAGAAAAUGUUCUUAACUCAACCGCCGAUCCGGACAUUCGUCUGCUGCCAGAUCUUGUACGUCAUGGACGGAGAGGGUUGUGAUUUAUCAGUUAUUUCGGAGCAAGGUGAAACACCAUAUGCACAUACUGGUGGGCAACAAUCCAUUCCAGAGGCGAAGAGCACUGGAAAUCCCCUAACCAUGGAGACGUUUUACCGGCAAGUGACCAAAAUAUACGGGACAAGAAGCGGCGAUGCAUAUCAAUGGCUGUUUAUUUGGGGUGAUGAGACAAACCAGCAGACAAUACCCGAUCAUCUUGGCCGUUAUAUGAUCCAAGAAGAGAUCAAGGGAGAACUGGAAAAACUACUGCGAAGGGACGGCUUGGUUAUGUUUGAGAAGGCGAACAUGGCCUGCACCGAUUGGAGCGGAGACUUUUUCCCCAGAGAGUAUCACAUCGAUGAUGGGCUGGUAGAGUUUUUACGGGAGUGGGAUGAGGUGUGUGAAGAUGAAUUGCGCAGGUCGACAUCAUGA